Molecule: messenger RNA, 339 nt
Organism: Trichomonas vaginalis G3
Lineage: Eukaryota; Parabasalia; Trichomonadida; Trichomonadidae
Exons: 1
Source: RefSeq, a predicted model, not a curated record
UUCUGUUUCUGGGAAUAUGACAAGAACCAUAAAACAUUAAGCAGAGAAGUCUUAAAAUUUGUCAAUGACAGACUUGUUGACAGAGAUGACGCCGAUUGGAAAGCUGAAGUCCAACAAAAGUUCUUAGAAUGCAAAGAAGACACAUGCGCUGUUCUUGAAGAUGAAAUAGAAAACAGAAUAGAAGAGCUAUUAAAGGACAAAGACCUUUUACAAAAAUAUGGUUCUGAGAAGUUUGACAUAACUCCACCAGAGAAGAAGAAGAAGAGAGAGAAGAAAGAAAAGAAAGUAGAAGAAGAGAAGAAAGAACCUGAACCAGAGAAAAAGAAAUUUGACAUGUAA